AUGGGUCAACUUCGACGGAUUAUUGCGGCCGUGUCAAUGGAGUUCGGUGUCACCCUCCACAGCAUCUUCGUUGGCCUGGACAUGGGCCUCACGACGGACGCCUCGCUGAAGCCGCUGCUCGUGGCCUUGGUGUUCCAUCAGCUGUUCGAGGGCAUGGCGCUUGGCUCGCGUCUGGUGGAUGCCAAGUUUUCACUCAUACUGGACCUAGUGCUGGCGGUUACGUUCUCCGUGAGUGCACCUCUCGGGAUGUCCAUUUCAACCAUCGCGGUGAGCAUUCGGAAAGACGCCAUGGCGGGUGGUGGGUUCGCGCUGAUGCUGGGAUCUCUCAGCAGCUUCUGUGGCGGCAUUUUGCUUUACCUAGCCUUCAAUCUGCUUUUCUCGGACUUCGCGAGUGAAAUGAAGGCGCACUGCUCUGACGGUAUGCCCAGGAGGACUGCCAAGAAGGUCACGAUGUUCGUGUUCCUGUGGUUGGGCAUGCUGACAAUGGCGAUAAUCGGCAAAUGGCUAUAA
This is a messenger RNA of Phytomonas sp. EM1, 510 nucleotides long. The record is from the annotation of a GenBank genome assembly. NCBI's taxonomy places the organism in Eukaryota, Euglenozoa, Kinetoplastea, Trypanosomatida, Trypanosomatidae.